Messenger RNA from Serendipita indica DSM 11827, 1290 nucleotides. Lineage: Eukaryota; Fungi; Basidiomycota; Agaricomycetes; Sebacinales; Serendipitaceae. The record is from the annotation of a GenBank genome assembly.
AUGAAUAAGCUACUCCAGGCGAGCACUACGUUUACUAUCUCUCGAAGCGCAACUCGGCGAUAUCAGUCAGCCAGUCAGAAGCUAUUCGAGGAUGCCGAAAGGGAGGAAAACGACGAAGAGCUCAGGAAGACCAAAGAAAAGCUGGAGCAAAGACUCUUGCAAGACACAAACUGGACAGGAGAGGAGAAGACAGAAGACACUGUGCUGCGAAUGCUCGUCGACAAGCACAAACCGCUGAGGACGGGGUUUAUACAGACUGCAGACGAGAAGAUUAAAGCAAACCCGCCAAAGGUCAGGCCCAUGCUGGGACAAGAGAGCCAGCCACACGAAGCAAAAGACGACGUGAUAUUACCUGGUAUAGAGGGCCACAAGCCUUGGAUGACCACCUACAAAACACCAUCUUUUGCGGUGAACCCCUCUAUUCGCGUCAUGCGCUUACCUCCUCAGCCAGCUGCAAGUCGAAAGCCAGCCGACGAGGGCUCGACUAUCAGAGGCCCCACUCGAGAGGAGCGAGCCAGGAUGGAAACAGCAGAUCGUGUUGCAAGCGCUAGAGAAAAGGUCAUUGACUAUAGGUUCGCUGGGAUUUCGCCCGCGACAACUGGGGACUCGGCUCCAAGGGCCAACCCAAAAACAAUGCAAGGAUGGCGGUCACUAGUUGAGGAAAGGAUUGAGGAAGCAAGGAAUCAAGGCGCCUUUAAAAAUAUCAAAGGCGCGGGGAAACCUUUCCAACGAGAUAUCAACGAGUCAAACCCAUUCAUUCCUGCGACAGACCUCCUACUCAAUAAUCUUGUAAAACGCAAUGGUGCGUCUCCGCCUUGGGUCGAACUCCAGCGAGACUUGGACUCAAACGUUGCUACUUUUCGCAAUAUCCUUCGUUCGUCCUGGGUUAGACGAGUUUGCCGCCAUCUCCCGACAACCUACCUCGAUCCUGAGGCCAUUUACAAACUUUCCCCAGAGAGCCUCGCUGAAGUCAGAGAUGCAGCUUGGGAGCAAAAGGAGCGCGCAUAUCACGAGCAAGCCAUCAAGGAACUCAAUUCUUUGGUGCGACGAUACAAUGCCAUCGCGCCGUACUCUGUCAGGCGAGGGCUUCAUGUUCUCGAGCAAGAACUUGAGCGGUGCUACUCAACAAGUGGCGAAAUUAUCUACAAGGAGCUUCGGGCACAGCGUGAUGUAAUGACGUCGGCGGGUCGCCCAAAGUCGCAAUCUCAAGUUGCGGAUGCUGGGCUGUCAAACAGCACAGGCCUCUGGGCUCAGCUAGUAGCCGCUAUUCGUUCCCUCUUGCGAGCAUAG